This is a messenger RNA of Klebsormidium nitens, 1281 nucleotides long. NCBI's taxonomy places the organism in Eukaryota, Viridiplantae, Streptophyta, Klebsormidiophyceae, Klebsormidiales, Klebsormidiaceae. The record is from the annotation of a GenBank genome assembly.
AUUCCCCCCCCGAUUUUGGAGCCACCUCAAAGGACCAUGGCCAUGCAGGUCACACCAGCCCUGCUUGUGAGGAUGCUGCUCCUGGUGACCCUGUACGGGUGCGGGCUCCUAAGCGCUGUCCACUCACUUACUAUGGAGGAGAUUGGCAGUCUAGUUCAGGGCCCCCUCUGGAAUCAGAGUAACAUCACUCUCUCCUAUAAGCAACUGUCAGGUCCAAUUCCCCCUGAGCUCGGCAGCCUGACCAACCUCACCACGCUCGACCUUUCCAGAAAUACAUUAUCAGGUCCCAUUCCCAACGAGCUCAGCAGCUUGACCAACCUCACCACGCUCGACCUCUACUACAACAGCUUGUUGUCCGGCCCCAUCCCCGCGUGGCUCGGCAACUUGACCAAGCUCAGCUACCUUGAUCUUUCUCAAAACUAUCUCUCGGGCCCCAUCCCCCCCGAGCUCAGCAGGCUUUCCAACCUCAACAUGCUCGACCUCUCCAGCAAUAGUUUGUUGUCGGGCCCCAUCCCCCCGGAGCUCAGCAACUUGAUCCAGCUUACCUCCCUUGAUCUUUCUUACGCUAAUCUCUCGGGCCCCAUUUCCCCUGAGCUUGGCAGCCUGCCCAACCUCACCACGCUUUACCUCUACGCAAACAAAUUGUCCGGCUCAAUCCCCCCCGGACUCAGCAACUUGACCAAGCUCACCUAUCUCAGUCUUUCUACAAACGACCUCUCCGGCCCCAUCCCCCCUGAGCUCGGCAGCCUGCCCAACCUCACCUACCUUGAUCUCGGAUCAAACAGCCUCUCUGGUUCAAUACCCCCCCAGCUCGGCAGUCUGAGCAAGCUUACUUGGCUCAAUCUUCGUUAUAACACCCUCUCCGGCCCCAUCCCCGCUGAACUGGGCAGCUUGACCAGCCUCACCGACUUAUACCUCUCCAACAACAACCUCUCCAGCCGAAUGCCCCCUGAACUUGGCAGCCUGACCAGCCUCACCACAUUAUACCUCUACGCGAACGCCCUCUCCGGCCCAAUUCCUCCUGAGCUCGGCAAUCUGACCAACCUCUAUUACUUAGACCUCUCCAACAACAGCCUCUCCGGCCCAAUUCCUCCGGAGCUUGGUAGCCGAACCAAGCUCGUGUACUUCUUCCUCAACAACAACGCCCUCUCCGGCCCAAUUCCUCAUGAGCUCGGCAGACUGACCAACCUCACCUACUUACGCCUCUCCAACAACAGCCUCUCUGGCCCAAUUCCUCCAGAGCUUGGCAGCCUGACCAAGCUCAAGAACUUACACCUUUGA